Acanthoscelides obtectus is the source of this 7421-nucleotide messenger RNA. The record is from the annotation of a GenBank genome assembly. Lineage: Eukaryota; Metazoa; Arthropoda; Insecta; Coleoptera; Chrysomelidae.
GCCACACUCGUAAAUCAGACAAACAUAAUUGACGAAUUCUAAAAUAUGAUAGCAUGGAUUUUUUCAAUCAUCUGAUUUCAUUUCAAACGGUUGCAAUGAAAGCAUCAAUGAUAUUCGGCUUAGUGAUCUCCUUCCUCCUUCUUUUUGUAGAGUCCAAAUGUGGUGAAAUCUAUUUUACUAAUUGUGCUCAUGAUGAUUCAAUAUUUAAAAUCGAGAAUAUCGGAAGUCCUAAUUGUCCACAUCCACACGAAUGUGCAAUCGAACAAAACGUGACAAUGAAGAUUACCAUCAGAGGAAAGAAUAAACUCAACACAAGCAAAGUGCCAAAUAUGAAAAUGAGUGCAUGUAUCCAGCAAUAUGGAUUCAAUUGGGCUUCAAAAAUGGAGCCUCUGGAUCCUUGUUCACAAUGGAAAUGUAAUGAAAAAGAUUAUAAAACUAGAUCUUACACGGGCUACAUUACGAUUACUAUUGACGCACUAAGGAGACCCUCUAAAAUCAUACUGAAAGCAACGUAUCAAGAAAACGGUGUGAUGAAAACACCCCUUUGCAUAAUGUUUCCAGUGACUGUAGUUUAAGUUCUUCUAAUAGAUUUUAUAUUUGUAUUGUAAUAUUUAUAUUUACACCAGUCUAUAUGGUUAAAUUAAGCGUCAUGUUUGAUUUCAUUUGGAUCAAAUUAUUUCAUCUUAUGAAAUUAUAUACAAUUUUACUCAUUUAAAUGAUACUUGAUGAUACUUUCACCAAUGUAUACUUAUACGGGCUAGGUACUUUCAAAACGGGACAGCUGAUAAUGAGUAAUGGGAAGAAAGUUGCUGUUUAGGCCAGGAAGCGAGUACAAAAAAUUAAUGUCAAGCUUACAGUGGAGAUGUUACUACAGGGUGUCCCAACGGACAUGGAAAGUAAUUUCAUGGGCCAACUAAAAACUAUCUGGAAACGAUUUUCGAUUACACUGGGGCUGCUUCAUAGCUCCGUGGCACAACAAACAGGUUUUUUUCAAUAAAACAUCCUGUAUUUUCUAAGAUAUUCCAAACGAGAAGAUUGAUAUUACAUACUGCGGGGCUCUGACAUACAUUAUUGUUUGGCGAUUUCACCAUUUUAUAGAAAAAUGUCUAUAUGCAUAAAACUCCGCAGUCUUGGACGGUUUUUAUUGAAUUUUGGACAAUCUUACUUGUUUUAAGCCACAUUGCAAAAAGUAGUACAACCUACUUAUAAAGAGUAAGAUGAUGUGGUUUAUCUAAAAAAUCGAAUUGAAUAUCCUGUAUACUUUCACACCAUCGGAUUCAGAAAUUCACAAGUGUUUUGUUGAUAUAAGGAUUAUACUAAUUUAUCUUAACGUUUGUCUAGUUAUUGAUAAAAAUGCUGUAUAUUUUCCAUCACAUCGUUCAUGGAAAAAUAACUUGUUUCCUCAGUCUAUGCUUAGACCGCUGUUGCUAUUAUAAAGUACUUUUUCAGUUUUUCUCUACCUAAAAGUAGUUGCUUCCACUCAGUGGUCGAUGAAUCUUUUAAAUUAUGUUAAGUUUAAUCUUGUGUGAUUUAUGACGAAUACGCAAGUGUAUGUACGUUUUAUAAAAAGGCGUUAUUACUGAACGUUAUCUUUCAAUUAACGGCUCAGUCAAAUAUUUAUUUUGACUAACAUUGUGUUCCACUUCAGCAACUACUCACUUGAUUUUCUAGGUAUAAUUUACCGUCAUCUUAAAGAGGAAUUUUGAUGCAAUAAUAAUAAUAAUAAUAAUAAAGACGGUUAUUAUAAUUAAUUAUGUAUGAUGUGAUAAAACUUUUGUCGAUUUUUUAACCUUACCCAGGUAACCAUUCAAAUAAAAUACUACAUAUAGUAUAACUCACAUAUCACAACAAAGCUUAUGAAAAUACGAACCACAAUGAUGAAAUAUACAAGGCGCCUCGUUUAAAUAAUAUGAGAACUUCAUUUUGCGUUAUUUAACAUCUUGUAUCAUCAGUUCUUGUUGUACAAAAACAACAGGUUUGUAUUAAGUAUCUGGAAAAGAAGCUUUUUGUCGGUUUAUUUACGUUUUUAUUUUUAGGUGUUUUACAUAAUAGCCGUGCGGCGACUUAAGAAUAUGGACAAAAAAAAUAUUGAUUUUGCUCUGAAAACAGUUCCCGAAUAUCUUUUUUUGUUGUUCCAUAAAAAUACUUUCCAUUUUCGUUGGAACAUCAUGGUAUAUCAGCGUCCUAUAUUAACAUGUACAUAUAAAGUUCUUCUUUUGCUUAUCAGCGUAGGAAUAGCCAGAUUUAAAAUCUUCCAACUUGUAUAUUCUUAUAUCCAAAUGCAGUGUAAAUAAGUAUUUGCUACUUAGAAAAAUAUCCGCAUCAUUUAGAAAAAAUGUUUCAUGUAAGGUACUAUACAGGGUGCUUCCUAAUUGAAUGUCAGUACUUGAGGAAGUGAUUUUUCAGUCCAUUUUAACAAGGAAACCUCAUAUAAACGUACGUCUUAAAUGUCUUAUUUUUAAAGUUCUCAAAAAUCCGUUAUUAUUAGGAUCUGUAAAUACCACUUUACAUAUUUUAAUGAAAUUUGGCAUACAUGUACUAUGUAACAAUAGUACCAACCAAUGUACCACGCUUUCUCCGCCAGUGGUGUUCGUACAGAAUUUCACCUAUUUUAUAUAUAAAAUAAAAAUUGCAUCGAGCCGAAAAAAAUCAAUAGAUCAAAUCUGCUCUUAAAUCAAUACAGAUGUUAUUUUUUUUUUCAGAUAAAUCAGUAGCAUGGCAAUUUUGAAAACCUUACCACUUUAUAUCUUUCAAGUAAGUUAAAACGUUUAAGACAUACGUUCAAACUUAAUAAUAAUAAUAAAUGGUCAUUAUAAAUAACUUGAGGAUAAAAAAAAAUUUAAAGAUAAAAUGAUGAAAGGCGUAGUUCAGCCUAAGCUGCUUUUCAACUAAACCCACAAAAGAAUAACACUCAUACAAAAUAUAUACAUAUAUAUAUAUAUAAAAAAAAAGAUAAUAUGCAAUACAAAACAGAACAUAGGAGAGCAUGGCCAAUGCAGUUUUAUGACCAAUGCAGUUUUUAUGAGAGCACAAUUCAUGCAAAAAAGAACAAGGCGACUUAAAAAGAAACAUACUGGGACAUUAUCCUUUAAAACGUAGCGAGGUUUGCUUAUACUUUAGGCCCUUGGUCGUGCAGGAGAUCAGCUUUCAAUCUUUUUUUAAAAUUGCGGAGGCUCAGAUUCUUGAGAUCUACUGCCAAGCUGUUAUACAGUUUCGCAGCAUUGUAUGAAAAGCUGCGCUUAAACAGAGCUGUUGAAUGUUUAGGAAUAACCAAAAGAUGUUUAUUGCGAGUUACUUUAUUAUCAGGCAGUCUGGUAAGUUUAUUGUAUAGAUAAGUAGGUGUUCCACUAGUAACAAUCUUGUGUACUGAUGUGAGAAAAUGUAGUUUUCUUAUGUUAAUCAUGGUAAGCCGACCAGAAUCCAUAAGGCUCUCACUGAUGUAUUCAUACUUGCGGAUACCAUAUGCAAACCUGAUGCAAGAAUUUUGAAUUCGCUGAAUGCGUAGAAUAUCUGUUUGCAAAAGGGCAGGUCCAUAUAUGCAGUCACAGUAAGCCAGUUUAGACAAAAUCAAAGCUUCGCAUAGUUUGACCUUCAUGAAUUUUGAUAAUAUACUCCUGCUGGGAUAAAGUUGUCUUAACACGUUAUAGGAGACUUGGCACAAGUGACUUACAUGUUUUGUAUAUCUUAGAUCAGAGUCCAGCCAUAUGCCAAGAUUUUUGUUUUCACUGAUUAUUGGCAAAGAUACAUCAUUUAUAGUAACUGAAAACGUGCCUUGCAGAUUAGGUCUUUUAUUUUUAUUGGCAAAAAUCAUGACUUGUAAUUUCUUCAGAUUUAGCUGUAAAUUAUGUGCUAUAGAUAUGUUAUAUAGAGAUUUUAAAUCUUUAUUCAGUUCAAUCUGUGCAGUAACAGCUUUGGAUGCGGAGAACGAUAUAUACGUAUAUAAUGAUGUAACUGAGAAAAAUUAACAAAAUCACUUGUGUAUAAGCUGAAAAGGAGUGGACCCAAGACCGAACCUUGUGGAACACCGAAAACCUUAUUCAACGAGGAAGAGUAAUUAUCAUCUAUAACUGUACUCUGAGUGCGAUUUUUUAAGUAGCUCUCAAGAAGUAGAACCGGGUUAUAAGAAAAACCGAAGUAUAUCAAUUUUGUGAGAAGCGUGUCGUGGUCUAAGGUGUCGAAAGCUUUGCUGAAGUCGAGUAGCACAAGACAAGUGCAAUUACCUUGAUCAGUUGCUCUAAUAAGAUCAUCCGUAAUCUUCAUUAAAGCCGUGGAGGUGCUAUGAUGAGGACGAAAACCUGACUGGAAGCUAGUAAUAAUAUUAUUUUGAAUAGCAUAGGUAAGCAUUUGGUCUUUCAUGAUGAGUUCUAGGAGUUUUGAUAGGGUAGGCAGAAUACUAAUCGGUCUUAGGUCAGAGAGCUCAUCAGGCGAGUUACAUUUAGGUAUUGGCCUCACCAAAGCAUGCUUCCAUGCAAGAGGAAAUUUUCCAGAUGUGAUUGAGAAAUUUAAAAUAAACGUGAUAUACUCUAUCAAAUCAGAGGAAACUAAUAUUAACAUACGUAACGAAAUAUUAUCCGAGCCUACAGCAUUCCUUUUAAUUUUAUUAAGAAAUUUGAACACAGCGUGGGAACUAACUGUUGUGAAUCUAAAAGAAUCUUCAUGAGCUUGCAUUACGUGGGUAUCGUAUUUUCUAAGCAUAUCAAUUUGAAGUUGACUUUUAGCCAGAUUUGGGGCGCUAUUAGAAUAUGCGUUCACAGUGUUGCUAUUCUUUAACUUGGGUGGUAGUUCAGAUAACUUUUUUUCGCGCAGAAUCUCCAAAGAUCUAAGUGAGUUCCAUGUUGAUUUUUGAUUUCUUUUGGUGAGGGUAUAACUCAAAUAUGCAGCUUUCUCUCUUCUGAUCGCACCAGUAACAUAAUUCCUUAACUCCUUAUAGUAGUUGUAAGCCGCUGUACUUUUAAUACAUUUAUAUUUUUUAAAAGCUUUAUCUCUAAGUGACAUCAUUAUUUUUAAAUUAUAUGUACGCCAAGGAGCAGGCGGCUUACUAACCCUCACUUGACGAUAAGGUGCGUGGCGAUUAAAGAGAGUUUUAAGAUUUACUUCAAGAUGAUCCACCAUAGAGUCUACAUCUGGUAGUGUGUAGAUGAAGCUCCAAUUAACAGAAUGUAGAUCGUUAUAAAAUAAGUCUGCGUCAAACUUUGAAUAAUCGCGGUAUCUUAAAAACUUUUCAUAUCUACUCGCCUUAGGGAAAUUAAUUUUAAAAGUCAAAACACAAUGGUCUGAAAUACCGACAUCAAGUGUAUCGACAGAAGUGAAGUUAUCCGGAUCACCUACUAUGAGCAAAUCUAUCAAUGUACUCGUAGAUUUGGUUAUUCUAGUAGGAGAUUCAAUAAGCUGUGUCAAAUUAUAUGCCUCAAGGAAAUCAUACCACAGCUUGGUUUUACGAUCUAGAUUUAAAAUAUUUAUAUUUAGAUCACCAGUUAUAGCGAACAAAUCACUAUCUGGUAGAAAAAGAUCCACAGCUGACUCCAAUUCGCGAAGCAUGUCCACAACAUUAGCAGAAGGGGGGCUAUAGACAACACUAAAUAUGAAUGUUUUCCGAUUAAGUUUUAGUGAGAUCCAGAUCUGUUCCAAGGCAGGAGUUAUAUUAAUAUGGAUAAUUUUACUCUGGAAACAUUUUUUUGUAUAUACUGCAACGCCCCCACCUCUACCAAUUCGAUCUGCACGAAAAAGGGUGUAACCAUCAAUGUCAAUCAAUUUAGGGUCAAUUUGAUCAUGUAACCAAGUCUCACUCAAAGCUAUAAAAUCGAUGUCAUUAUCAUCAACAUAGCUACGCAGCAUCUCUAUAUUUGCAUCCAGAGAUCUAAUAUUGAGGUGAACCACAUUCAACAACGAUGGCAUUUUCCAAAUUACAAACAAAAAAUAAUAAGUAAACAAUAACAGGAAGCAAAAAUACCCUAAAAAGAUAAGAGAUAAAAAAUAAUGUAUAUUAUGUACUAUGAUGAAAACACAUACACAGCACCAGGAAAAUAAAAUCUAGAGUAAAUAUUUAGUCUAGUAAGCAAGAAAUAGAAAUUCUACAACUAUAAAAUUCCAACACAUUAAAAUAUUAUGAUGAAAAAUCGAGAAUAAAAGAAUAUCAAUUACGAAAUACAAUAACCUCGGUUUAAUUACUUUAAAACAUCCACCUAUAAAAAUAUUGACAAUAGUUGAUUGCAGUGACAUUAAUGAAAAACUGUUCAUUGAUUUCUCGCUCUUUUUGAAGGCGGGAUUAAUACUUAUUUUCCAGACGCUUCGACAUUGUGGAGACUAUCGCAGUAGCCGUAGUAGAUGAUUGUUUCGGUUCCACGGAUUUCUCUAAAGUUGCUUUUUUGUCAUGUGAAGGUGUCUCUUGCGUUUCUGCUGUAUUUGCCUCUUCUUCUUGUUCCGAAAUAUCUUCUUCCAGUUCUAAUUCCUCGGCACUAUAAGCAACACCAUUAACUAGAAGCUUAUUUUUAUGUAUUUUUGCUGACUGUUUCUGCCCCCUGGCUAUCUUCAAGUGUUUACGUAGAAUUUUUUGCAACUGAUGAUCCUCAGGUAUCAAAUCCGCCGCAAUGGCUAUAUUUGUGCCUUUAAGUUUAUAUGCGCUCUUUAUUAUUUUUUGUUUAACGAUGUUCCUAACUAAUUCUAACUUGACUGGCCUCGGUGUGUUACUGUAUGCUAUUCUAAUUCGAUAGAUGUUAUUAUUGUCUGACUCAGUGAUCGUAGCUGCAAGAUUUGAAUGCAAGAAUGCUAUUAUGUCCUUUAACAAAUCUUCGUUCUGUGUUUCCUCAAGUACGAAUAAUAUUAUGUUAUUCUUCAGAUCCUUUCUUCGAAGAACAACAACCUGUUGCUUCAAAUCGGCGUUUUCUGUUUCCAGGUCCUUUAUUCUAGAGUCUAUGUCGUCUAUCCUAUUCCUUUGGCUAGAGAUUCCUUUACCUCUUUAAGAUCACUUCUUAUUCUUGUAGGAUGUUAAGGAUCUGGUUAGUAAUUUCACCCUGAUCUUCCAUACUAUAUUCUCCAAGAAUCACAACAAAAGAUCACUCGAACUAGGUAUCGAAUCAAAAUAGUGCAUUAAAUUACAGAAGGAGCAUUUACUGCCCAAGGUCUUGAUGGUUUCAUGCAGAUAUGCUUCUUAAAAAGCGUAGUGUAAGAUCUUACUAUUUAGUUCGAUCUUGUGCCCUCGAUUUCGAAAGAUUAAUGUAGACACAGGUUAAACACAACCGAACCGUAUGAAGACUACGUUUUCUUCUUAAAACGCAGUCAUGAAUCACCCCAUAAAUAUUGAUAUUCAAUUAGGAAACAAGGAUGGGAAAUCCUAAGCUCAUGAGUAUCAACCAAUCCUUCAUCGUUUAAUUAGUUUUUAUAAAAAACAGACCAGUAUUAAAAAAUGUAUUCAUAAAUAACUU